Molecule: messenger RNA, 32942 nt
Organism: Porites lobata
Lineage: Eukaryota; Metazoa; Cnidaria; Anthozoa; Scleractinia; Poritidae
Source: the annotation of a GenBank genome assembly
UUGCAAGUUAUUUUUAUUUCUUUUACUUUUUUGUAUUUUCCAGCGCUGAGUAUCAAAACUGGAAUAUGUAAUAUCGCCAUUACUACUCCUGGUCUGUUUGCGUGUGAAAAGGUUUCCUUUGAGAAUCCUUUUGAUGGUAGGGACGUGAAAGUUUUCGUUUCUAAAAGCCACGCAACAAAGAGUUCUAGUGGUGGAGAUGGCGCGGCUAUUUGGGUGGAAUCUGUGGAUAAUAAAGAAUUUACAGUUUGUGUUUUGGAGUACGGAGAUGGUUCUAGUGGGACUACGAAAGUGAACUGGAUGGCGCUGCAAUCUGUUCCUGUUGGCGCUCAACUAGACACCGUCUCGUUGGAUUCUUGGACCACUGGAGAAAAGUGUAAAAGGAUCGCCUUUGAAAAGGUUAUCUCUGUUUCCCCUUGCGUUUUCGUUCAUUUAAAUUUGAUAAAUCUGACUGAUUUAGGUAUUUCUGUUUGCUCAAACCUAGACACAAGAUUUCACUACUUUAUUUUUUGGAGCUUUGUUCCCGGGCUCAUAAUGUUCGAAAAGUUCGAGUGGUCAAAUACAUAGUUGUUUAUGGUCAAAUAAAAGCCGCUGAUCAAAAAUAUUGCCACAACCAAACGGCGACGAAAACUCAAAGAAAUAAGCUUUCGAACAAGAGGUUUUGGAGACAAUUUAGAUGAUUUUUGGCCGAGAUAUUGUAGAGCGAAGGUCUUGGAUUUAAGCCGUGUAGUAGAAGCGUAUUUAUAAAUAGAAUUAACUCCAAAUUCUUUAAACGUGGGAAGGAAGAAUAUGCUUUUUCAGUGGACAAAAAAACUCACGAUAGAAAGAUACAUGAAAGAUAAGACUUUGUACUUGAAGAUUUCAUCGCAACCUAAGAGAGUUCCCCAGCGAAAUUGUCAUUAAUUACUGAAGAAAAGAGGGUAAUCGAGGUGGCAGUGCUCCAUUUGCAAAAGAAUCAUAUGGAAGACGCAGGUAAUUUUUUCGUAUUUCUAUUUCCAUAAUCUGGGAAGCUCGAGAUUGGACGGUAGGAGUUUAAGUUUGUCAAAACUAAGAUCUAAAUAAGUCAACCUUUCAGUCUCAAUCGCAACCUAGUGUUCAGGUAUAUCGCACGGCUUGCUGUAUCGCAAAUUAUUUUACUUAUCCCACUGGGCAUUUCUUUGUAAAAUUUUCAUUGUUUUCUGUUGGUGUCCACUGCUACCGCGCGUGCGUGAAGUUAAAUUCUGGCCAUUAACACCGCUGUAUUAAUUAUAUAAUGCGGUUCUUUAUUCGUUUACCAAGAUCUUACAUAUAUUGCAACCGCUAUUUUUUUCCUUCAAAGUUAUCUUCCAAUCUGUCCUCCACUUUUCUUUCAUUUCAAUUUUUUUUAUUUACACUUAAAAAUCUUUAAAACGUUUUACCCAUCUUCAUAGUUUUUUUGCAAAUUUUUGCUUUAAAAAAAUUAGUGAGAAAGUCUAUAUUUCGAUUCUUUUUGUUUCUACAUUGCUAAGUUCAUGAUUAUCGUUUUAUUUACAAAUUCUGUGUUUAAUUCGUAAAACUCUUCCUAGUUUUUCAUCUGCAAAAAUUCUAUCUAAUUUGCUUCUUUUAAUUUCAGAAUGAUUUUUUCUAUCACACUUCCCUCGUUUUAUAUCAUACCCUUGUUUGUUUGAAAAAGAAAUGUUCUUGAUUAUUGAUUUCCUUCUCUUUUACUUUUUCAGCUUUUCUCAAUUCCUCCGAGCAUCUACGCAACAGCUCGUCACCAAAUUCUCAAGAGACCUCAGGACGCCUUGGCAUUGUGGGUAGAGGAUGUACGCAGGGACAGUUUUAAGGUUUGCCUCAGGGAAACUAAGAUUUUUGAUGGGCUGCAUAAAAACAUCAAGGUGGUAAGUGAAUUCCUUUUGUUACCUGUUACAUGUUUGAAAGUAGACACGCAACAAGAUGAUCAUUAACCAAGCGGUUCCUACCUUGCUGCAACUUACAGGGGCUGUGCUCUAGCAGAACCCAGUUGUCCCUAGCGCUCUACCUUCACUUUUUGCCUACUAGGAAAUCGUAGCUUUUUUCAUAGAGAUCCCAAGUUGGGUAACCUGUGAUUUACACGGUUCCAGAGAAAUGGGCUCCUGUCUCUUACAACACAACCUUGACUUGAUAAAGAAUUUAUUGAUAACAUUGUUAAUGCUUUUUCACUUGUCCUUCAGGACUGGAUAGCAUUUGUUAAGCUUAUGACGUUGAAUUCUACCUUGAUCCAUGGCCUUGUAACAACAAAGAAUAACUCACCACUAAACAAGCAACAAAACAACCCUCUCUGUCAGGUAAAGUAACUUUUCAACUAUAUUGUUCUGGUUUCUCAGUCACUUAUAUUCAUAAAUAGAAAAUCUUUCAUAAGUUGAUGGAGCUCUAAUGUUGUUAUUGUCAACUAUUUAAACAACAUAUAUCAUAUACCGCAUAUGUGUAGAAAAACUUAAUAACGCUGAUUCUUUUCUUGUUUUUUUAGAUAAUAAAGUUCACUGGUGCUUUCUAUGCCCCUCCUGUAGUAAUGGUUUCACCAAGACUCAGUUACCAUAACAACAAGGCACGUUUCUCGGCUUCCGGAACUUGUAAUGCAGUUACUGCGUGGGUUCAGGUAACAUAUAUGAAACUUGGAGCCAUUUUUCUUAGUCCAUUGCGUCCUUAGGCUGCCUUCUUAUCUUUUCCCUUUGAACUUUCUUUUAACUAUUCCGGUCUCUUAUCCAAUCUUUCAUGUUGUUUAAGGAGACCAAAAAAGUUUUUCUUUGUUUUCUUUUGUUAUUGUUUUUUUUUCAAUUUUUCCAAUCAACCUGUGCACCCCAUGGUUUUUCUUUCUAAGGGAACGCGUCCAAAUAUCGGUAGGAAACCCGAUCAUGGGAAACGGACCCGAUUAAUUUUCCGAUUGAUCGGAAUCGGUACCGAUCUAUAGGCACCAGUUGCCGUUUCCGAUUACGAUAAAAACUUUGCCGAUUCAAUCGGAGCCGGUUGACAUUCCGAUGUUCAUAUGUGUCAUCGUCACAUUAUUUUAUCUGAUAUGUAAAAUGAAGCGUGUCACGAAACCAAAUAAUGAAAGAGUCGUUUCACUUCAAAGUAAUUUCAAUCGACUGUACCUUUUUCCUACUCCAUAACAAAUAGCAAAAUUGUAUGUUUCUGCAUGUUGUGUUUCGAGUUUGUUGAUUUGAUACGUGCCUAUACACGUGAUUUUCGGCGUUUUGCAGAGGUAUUUCCUUCAGUCGAUCGCAAACACCACGCUGCUCCAUAACAUUUAUUCUAUGAAAAUUAAAAGGAGUUAAAUAUUACGACGCAAAACACCACUGUUCUUCGUUGAUAUAUAGCAAACAAAACACCAUACUGAGUAGUGUGUUCUUUACUCGAUACUAAUUUCUAACAAUGCAAUCCAAAAACACGACCGGAACUCACUUUCUCGAAACACAGCUGGAUUCAUAGACUUGUUACAAGUAGACCUCAACGGGUUUCCUAGCGAGCGGAGCGAGAGCAAAACCAUGGAUAAUGUAAAACCACGGGAUAAACUUUUACGAAAAUUUGCGUCUUUCAUUCAACGAUCCUAAACGCAAGGUGUAAUGCGAUCUGAGGCAAAAAAUACCGACCAAUUACAUUGCGGCCUCAGAUUGUCUCCAGGGAAUUGGCAACAGGAACUGAAAGAUUCCCACACUCGCGAGUCACGGAAGACACGGAACGAAGUUUCAUACAGGAGCUACCAAAGAGAGAAUGGCUUAGCGACUUUGCUGUAUGUUCUGUGAGCUUGAGCAUGGUGCCACGUGAAAUUGCUUUCCACUCUCAGCACUUAGAAAAAUUGGCGCUUGACUCUAGGUGGCUGACUGUUUGACAAAAAUCAGAACCUAUUUUACCGGAGUGUUCAACUAAAGUAAACUGGCAUACAUCCGGUAAGUUCGACUCAAUUUAAUAGCGGAAAGACAAUCGAGAAAGAGAAAACCAGUUGAACGCCUCCAUCAGUCACUUUUUUGAGUUCAUAUGCAACCAAUAAACAACUUGCAGCUUGAUUCUCAGACGAUGUCCUCUUCUCUCCUGUGGCAAUUUAGCAGUUAAAGUACACAACAUGGUAACAACAUUUGCAUUUUGGUCGUGGAUGUUCUGACUUCUAUUUUUUUACAGUCCUAAACUGUUUAUUCCUCCAAAGAUUCCUAUAAUCAUGCGUUUUGGCUUCCGGUUAGCAAAGGCUCAAGCUAUUUUAAAAUUAUCAUUUUUUAAAAUUAUCACAUCGUACACUUGCAAUGUACAUUGCGCCGUCUUUCACUCAAAAGAUGCCUGUUGUUUCUUCUCGCGCCCAUUUUGAUACACAAAUUUUAUAAUAUUUUCUGUUCAUACUCUGUCAUAGGAAAUAAAAACAAAUGUUCGAAACCGUGACGUUAAAUUUCGGUUCAAACAAGACACAUUUAUAAGAAAGAUAAGGUUAUAAAAAACAACAUUCCCGCUUUUGCUUUUGCUUUUGUGACGGGUUAUUUGAGCUGCCAGAUAUUUUUGAUGACCUUUGUUAAUUGGCCCGAUAAAGACUUGAGACCCGUUGCCGAUUCCGUUUCAUUCGGUGCCGAUAAAAUCGGGUCCGACCUUCAACGGAAUCGGAAAAAAUCGGUGCCCAAUUGAUCGGCAUCGGUAUGACCCGAUGCCGAUAUUUGGACGCGUUCCCUAAAUGACCUUGGUAGUGACAUAGUAGUUAAGGUAAGAAAAUACCAGAUGAUGCUUAAUAAUGGAUAAUCUGAUACUUCUAAUGAUUGUGUCUAGCAUACCUUUACAAACGAAACCGAGGUGUGUAUGAGAAGAUACAGCAAUAACGCCAAUUAUAAGGACAUCGUACAACUGGAUUACCUGGUGAUUGGAGGUACGUAAACAAUAUAUUAAAACCUUGGUGAAGGCUGUAUGCUGCAGAGUAUGCAAGUACAGUUUAUGACAUGAAUCUUUUGAAGUCGUUUCAUAGAGAGCUUUAUUUCUCUAAUUAAUGCUAUUUUUUGUUGUCUCUUUUUUGGGGGAUUGUAGAUUUGGUUGACUGAAAGAACACGUUACUGCAAUAACUUCAUCCCAAUAAUUUUGUGUAUUCAAGAAAAUGAGGCUUUUUAGGAAAUUUAAAGUCUAAAUUUCUUUGCCACACUGGUUCUCCUGAUCACGAAAUUAACAGGCUCAUGUGUGAUGUCAUAAGACAAAAAUUCAGGAACUGAAAAAUGGGAUCAUAUGCACUCUUAUCCUUUUCUUAGGGUUGCCAGUGUUCUUGCAUUGAACUGCAAUGCACCUUAUUGGCAUCUUAAAGCUGUUUCAGCUUGUAAAUUGGACGAAAUUUUUGUAGAAUCCACACUUGUUUUCUUCUAUCUAAAGUCACGUGUUCUUUAAUUUACGUUAUAGUUUCUUAAUAUACGUCAGAGCCCCUUUGUUUCCGAGAGGCAUCCGUGUGCAGACUUACACGAAUGGUGUGCCAAAAUGGUGGUAAAUUUGAACGUCUCGAAAAAAUUCUCUUUAAUAACAUUGUGUUCAAAGCAAUUUUUUUUCGCUCACGUUCUCAUAGUAAUGUGCAUUUUCAAUUCCAAAAAAAAAAAUUUUUUUUUUAAGGUAUGGGCACUUUAAAUCUAAUCUGUUGUUAUUUGCUUAAUUUAUCUUCAGACUUGGAUCCUUGCAUAGACAUCACAUGUCAUUAUCACAGCUUCUGUAAGGCGUUUGGACCCCAUGAUGCUCGCUGUGUAUGUGCGAAUAGCUGCCCAUCUUACAAAGAACCCGUUUGCUCAUCAAAUGGCACAACAUACGAUAACAGAUGUUUGUUUGAAAGAGAAGUUUGUCUACUUCGACUAAACUUUACCGUGCAACAUCCUGGCAGCUGUGAAGGUUAGUACAGUUGUUUUUGAAUCUGUUAAAAAGUGAUUUUUGUUUUUAUUAGAUUUCAGUAUUAAUCCUGUAGCGAAUUUUUUGAAUGAGCUAUUUACUUACCCAUGUAGUCUAGAGGGAAAAACGGUGAUGCGUGACUUUACAUAAAUACAGAAUUUUACAUAAUUUUGCUAAAACGUUUGACAGGAGCAAUGCUAAUAAGAAUACUGGUCAAAAAAGUCGUCGUCAUCGUCGUUUGCAUUUCGUACCCAGACGUAGCUCUGCGUAACAUAUCUGGAUAACCUUUCCUAGAGUUAUAUUUUUUUAAGCAUAACUGGAACUGCGCCACUACGUUGUUAUUGCGUUACUUUCAGCGGUAUCUAGCGCGCGCAUGCGCCCGUGGCUCAUCUUUGUAAUUCCAUGCGGUUCUCGUUCGGUCUUCAGUAAACCUUCGUUAAGACACAGUUUGUUCCUUAUUGGCGUGGUGGCAGCGGCUUUUACCCACGUACGGUGGACCCUAACACAAGUGUGGUCGUCUGGAACCUGUGACCCUUAUUUUCACGAAGUGCGAAGAUCAACAAAUCAACGUGAAUUCGCCGUAACCGCUCGUGUAGGAAAACCAACAUGGCCGCCGCUCACAGGGCGCCUAAACAAUGGCAGCUUACGAAAAACGAGACCAUCACCUCGUACGAAAGUUGGAGGCAAAACUUAGUCUACAUCUUAUCCCUGGACAAGAACUUUGUCCCAUUUUUAGAGGCCACAUGGCAAAAACAAACCGCCGCCAACCCUCGAAGAGGCCUUACGAAUGAUGGCACGCCUGUACCUGAGGCACAACGACUUACUGCCGCUCAGAAAAAUGCCCACCUGGAUCUUCUGCUCGGACAGAUUGCCAAUUUUUGCCCCGUGAUCUCCAGGAACUCCAUAGUAAAGCACUCUACCUCUCUGAAUGACAUUUGGCAGAAAAUUCGCCAGCAUUUUGGGUUCCAGUCCUCCGGAGCCCAUUUCCUCGACCUUGCAAGCAUCAGCCUUCAAACUGCUGAGCGACCAGAGGACUUAUUCCAACGCCUCAUGGCCUUCUUCGAAGACAACCUCCUUGCAGUUAAUGGUGGCUUAACCCACCACGGUGAGCAGGUGACCGCAGAUGAAGAUCUUUCCCCAUCGCUCGAGAACACUAUAGUAGUUCUGUGGCUGCAGCUGAUCCACCCUGGCCUACCAUUACUGGUAAAGCAGAAGUAUGGUUCUGAGUUGCGUAACAAGAUCCUUGCCUCACUCAAGCCAGAGAUCUCACAAGCACUUAAUUCCCUCCUUGAUGAACUACGCUCCAUAGAGGACACCAAAGCCAUGCGUAUUAGCAAUGUCAACCCCAGACGCACCUCUAAUGGCGGACAGGGCCAACCACACCGCCGUCCAUUUGUAUCUUGUAUUCUCUGCAAAACCGCUGGACGCCCUCACAACACCCAUGAUCUAAUGGAGUGCCGUUACCUGCCUGAUCGUGACAGGAGACCAUUGGCCCGCUCACGUCUUAUAAACGACGAUCCUGAUGAGUUUGCGACCGGCGACUGUGGCCCUUAUGAUGAGUGUUGCGAUCAUGCCCUCCCGCCUGAGCACAGUGAUGUACCUACUGCACCUACUGCACUCCGUGUCAGCAUCAUUCAAUCACCUGUUCUCAACACCUUUUACCACGAGCACCCCGUGCAGCUCACCCUUGAUACUGGCGCCACGUCUAACAUGGUUCGUGCCUCGUCCGCUAAGUUAUAUGGCCUACCUGUUACCCCAGCUUCUCAGAUGGCCCGCCAGACCGAUGGAGUUACCCCUAUGGAUGUGGUGGGUGAAGUGCAUUGCACUCUCACUCGUGGACAGCAAGCAUUUAAACUAGACGCCCUAGUUGUUCGCCAACUCGAUGUUGACAUUUUAGCGGGAAACCCCUUCCUGGCCCGAAACGACAUCGGCAUCCGUCCUGCCAGGCGCCAAAUUGUAAUCGGCGGGUCUGACGUAAUCCACUAUGGUACUGCUUCCAAACACACUACUCAACCAGCUGUGCGACGCACCCAGUCCUUUCUCCUACGCAACCCGCAACGCACAGUUAUACUGCCAGGAGAGUACGUUCAGCUUGACACCCUUGUGAUUCUGACCCAGAUACGUUAUGGGCCCUUGAACCCCGACUAGACUGUCCAUCCAACACCCCCUCAAGGCAGAAGGAGCAUGGCCCCCACCUCAACAAGUCCUCUCUGUGGACCACGCUGUACGCAUAACCAAUACGACUGACUCUCCUAUACUUCUUCGGACCGGCGAGCAGCUGUGUCAUGUAAGGCAUGUUAUACCUGUUGACAGGAUAGACACCACAUCUGCCACUACCUCUACAGCCACUACUGCCCCUACCUGCUGCCAGCCCUUCUCCACUAAUGUGAUCCUUGACCCCGAUGGCUGCUUAGACGAGGACAUUCGCGACAAGUUCAGAGCACUGAAUCUGGAGUUUGAUGAUGUUUUCAACCCCACUAUCUCGAAAUAUAACGGCGCUAGCGGUACCAUUGAAGCUGUUGUCAACAUUGGUCCCACACUCCCCCCUCAGCGUAAAGGCAGACUCCCACAGUACAACAGAAGCACCCUUGAGGAAUUGCAAGCCAAAUUUGACGAGCUCGAAGUGGCUGGUGUGUUUGCCAGACCUGAACAGGUGAACGUACACGUUGAGUACUUGAAUACCUCCUUCCUUGUUAAGAAACCCAAUGGGGGUAGCAGACUUGUGACAUCCUUCGGCGAAGUUGCCCAGUAUAGCAAGCCCCAGCCUUCUCUAAUGCCUAACGUCGAUGGUGUACUGCGUGAAAUUGGGAAGUGGGAGUAUAUAGUUAUCUCGGACUUGUUAAAGUCGUUCUAUCAAAUUCCACUGGCUCACUCUUCCAUGAAGUACUGUGGGGUAGCCACACCCUUUAAAGGCAUCCGUGUUUAUACCCGCUCUGCUAUGGGCAUGCCUGGGUCGGAAACAUGCCUCGAGGAGCUAAUGUCUCGAGUUCUGGGUGACCUAAUUCAAGAGGGUUGUGUUGCCAAAAUUGCUGAUGACCUGUACGUUGGUGGGAGCAACCCUACAGAUGUCCUUCAUAAUUGGCGGCGCGUUCUUUCCUUGCUUCAACGCAACAAUCUUCGUCUCUCCGCGCCCAAAACACUCAUCUGUCCCAGAAAGGCCACCGUGUUGGGCUGGGUAUGGUCUAAUGGCACCCUACAGGCUAGCCCCCACAAGUUAGCCGCAUUAUCCUCUGUUGAUCCUCCUACUACUGUUCAAGGCCUACGAUCUUUCGUUGGUGCAUACAAGGCGCUCAGCCGAGUACUCCCUAAGUUCGCUGAAUUGCUGGACCCCUUGGAUCAGGCUACCGCUGGAAAGGAAUCUCGAGAAAGACUAGUGUGGUCCGAUGAGUUACUCCUGUCUUUCAAGUCCGCCCAACAUGCCUUGGAAAACCACAAGACCAUCACAAUCCCCCAACCCCGCGACGCUUUGUGGAUCGUGACAGAUGGUUCUGUGAAGAAUAGAGGCAUCGCAGCCACACUCUACACCCACCGGAACGGUAAACUGCUGUUGGCUGUUUUUUUCAGCGCGAAACUGCGAAAGCAUCAAGUGACCUGGCUACCGUGUGAGAUCGAAGCUCUGGCCAUAGCCUCCUCCAUCAAGCACUUCGCCCCUUACAUUAUCCAGUCAUCCCAUACAACCGAAGUUCUGACGGACAGUAGGCCUUGUGUCCAAGCCUACGAUAAGCUUAGGAGAGGAGAGUUCUCAGCCAGCUCCAGAGUUACCACCUUCCUGUCUACAGUCAGCCGCUAUUCUGUCCAUGUGCGCCACAUUGCAGGUGUUGAAAACCUCCCCUCAGAGUUCGCCUGCAGGCACCCAAGAGAAUGCUUGGACUCCAGCUGUCAGAUUUGUCGCUUUAUUGCUGAGUUGGAAGAUUCUGUUGUGCGCAGCAUCUCCGUGAGCGAAGUCCUAGAGGGUUCUGUUCGAAUGCCCUUCACCAGCCGCGCCGCAUGGCAAGCUACCCAGCUGGAAUGCCCUCACCUCCGGCGAACCCAUUCUCACCUCAGUCAAGGUACCCGACCUUCUAAGAAGGCUACCAAAAUAAUUGAUGUCAAACGCUAUCUUCAGGACGUCGUCAUCGCCACUGAUGGUCUUCUCGUUGUCAAAGACCACCCGCCUUUCCAGCCCCCUCGCGAUCGCAUUGUUGUCCCUCGCACUGUUCUUGAUGGACUCCUGACAGCCCUUCACAUCCGUUUCAGUCAUCCUUCCAAGUACCAAACCAAGCGCCUUUUUAGCAGGUACUUCUUUGCUCUGGACCUUGACAAAGCAAUUGAGACUGUCUCUUCCUGCUGUCACACCUGUCAAUCUCUGAAGACUAUCCCUAAACACCUGCACCCGCAGUCAUCUGCCGAUGCUCCUCCUACCAUUGGCGUAUCAUUUGCAGCUGAUGUCGCUAAGCGUCAUCGUCAACUGAUCAUGGUUCUAAGGGAAACAGUGUCUUCGUACACCGUGUCUUCCUUCAUCGCGAGUGAAAAACUCGAAGACCUCCGCAAUGCCAUCAUCAUGCUCUGCUCUCAGCUCCGUUCCCUUCGCGACGGAGGGGUGAUCGUCCGCGUUGAUCCUGCCCCUGGCUUCUCCGCCCUUGCCAAAGACAGAGUACUCCUCUCUUAUGGGAUCACCCUGGAGGUUGGUAGGCCCAAAAACCCUAACAAGAAUCCUGUGGCUGAGCGCGCAAUCGAAGAGCUAGGCUUGGAGAUCCUCAACUUGUCUCCUGAGGGAGGCCCCGUCUCUAAAACUACGCUGUCCUUAGCAACGGCCAAUAUGAACUCUCGCAUCCGCCGUGAUGGCCUCUCAGCUCUUGAGUUGUGGACGCAACGCGACCAGCUCACUGGUGCGCAGCUUCCAAUUGUCGACCGCCAGAUUAUCCUCAGUCAAAACUUUUCCCGCCAGCAGAAUCACAUGCCGAGUGCUAAGUCCAAGGCCCAUGGCUUUACCAAAGCCUCCAUCCCCACUGUCCUUGUUGGUGACCUUGUUUUCAGCAAAGGUGACAAAGACAAACUGAAAGCCCGCGACAAGUAUCUUGUGAUCGGCAUCGAUAAAGACCUUUUCUGUCAGCUCCGCAAGUUUACCAGUUCACAGUUCCGCAGUAAGGUCUACACCAUUCCUAUGUGUGACUGCUACCCUGUCACCCCAACUGUCCUAGCUCAGACUCCACAAGGACCCAUCCGUGGCCAGACCGAAUCCACUGCUUCUGACUCUGACGAUGAUCCUGUUCCCGUCGUCCCUUCACUAAGACCCCCUACAGUGCUUGCUUCUCCACCAGUGGAUACCUAUACUGUUCCGGUACACCACUCAGUGUCUCCAGCUCAUUCUCAGCUACCCGCCCAGGAACACCCCCCAAUUCCUGAAGUCAUUAUGCCUUCUCGGAGUCCUCCACAAGCUCCCCUGGACCCCUCUUUUACUGAUGAUGCACAGCCGACGCCUGCUGCUGUUAUCCCCACUAGGAAAUCUGACCGCUCGCGGAAAGCCCCAUUUUGGCACAAUAAGGACUGGGACUUUGACUAAUAACUCUGCCGUGUACUCUCUAGCCGUAACAACGGUCUUUACCAUGAACUGCGUAUUUUAUAAGCUCACUCGUACCUUAUCAUAAGGGGGAAUACACCCCACCGUUACAUUCAGUUUCAUAUUUAUUCUAGCUCUUUCAUUACUUUUAGCCGUUGUUAUCCUAUGCGGUUUUAGUCUAGUGCUCGUAUCAGUUCAGCCUAUUGUUCAUGUUUUAUUUCUUAGUUAGGGUUAGGAAAGAAGGAGGAGGCAAUCACGCCACUACGUUGUUAUUGCGUUACUUUCAGCGGUAUCUAGCGCGCGCAUGCGCCCGUGGCUCAUCUUUGUAAUUCCAUGCGGUUCUCGUUCGGUCUUCAGUAAACCUUCGUUAAGACACAGUUUGUUCCUUAUUGGCGCUGAAUCUUUUCUCAGCGAGAAGUAGUAGUUACAGUGGAUGUUCAGUUUCCUUUCCUUUAGCGCUAAUAGGCUUGACCAUUUGCCACCGUGUAGCUCUGCUCAAGAUGCAAGUUCUAAUCUCUCCAUGACUGCUUGCCAUGCUAUUGGCCUAAUUCAGUGCCAAGCGACACAUUGUCUGUCUGUGAACUUUCCCCAGGACUUCUAUGGUAGAGAGGAACAACCAUAACAGGCCAGAGCCCCGAUUUUAAUGCGCACCCCAGGAGGCCUAAUCUCCACAACAACCACCGUAGAUCGGUGAUCAGGCUAUUUGGGUAUUAUAAAUUCAUUUCAUGGUCGAUUGAAAAUUUGGAAGUCGAUCUUUGCGGCUGGCUUUGCAAUUGAUAACUACAGUUUUCUCGCAGCAUUUGGAUUAAAUAGGCUUGAUACUCUUUCAAUGGUUUUUUAAGUGCUUUCUUUUAAGAGAACAGUGCUCCGAUGGCUUAUUUAACUUCUUUCAAGAGUAGUAUGCCACGUCAACAUUGGUGACCUUCAAAGCGAAAAUGGCGAGUCGGUGUAUCAAGUUUUUACUGAGGAGCUACAAGUAGGAUUACACUCUCUGCUGGCACAUCUUUCUCCGGUUUGGAAGGAACUCUGGAUGGAAAGAGACCCUGACCAAAGAAAUUUUUAAAUCUUCUCUAUUUGAACGUUUGACAAAGGCAGUCAACAAUGCACAUUUCAUAAUCGCCGGUGUAAACGAAUGCGAGAGCUCGAGCUCUACUUCACAUCUCCUUGAAGAACAGCAAGACCGAUCAUCUGAUUCAAUGGAUGACCUUUUUGAUCAAACGGCGAAGGAUUCAAGUCUUUUUCUCUGGCUUAAGACGAUGUAAGUGUCGAUGUGCCUCCAGUGACAAAUCACUCUCCAAAAAGCCGCCAAGCACUGACAAAACCCCGCAAAAAUCUUAUUCGCUGGCAGGAGCCCAAGAUGCUGGAUUACUCCAUAGGGCCACCCUCUCCCUCAGAGCUUACAGGUGGCGUGCCCGAGAUUCUGAGGUGAAGAUAGUCUUUCUUUUAAAAUGUCAGUCAUAAUCCAAAUUAUUUUUGUAGGUUAUUUUUGUAGUGUCAUUUGUUUUUGAAAUAGGCCAAAUUAUGGGGCUUCUCUCUCCCUCAGAGCUUACAGGCUGCGCACCCAAGAUUCUGAGGUGAUGGUAGUCUCUCUUUUAAAAUGUCCGUCAUUAUCCAAAUUAUUAUUGUAGGUCAUCUUUGUAGUGUCAUUUGUUUUUGACAUAUGCCAGAUUAUGGGGCUACCCUCUCCCUCAGAGCUUACAGGUGGCGUGCCCAAGAUUCUGAGGUGAUGGUAGUCUUUCUUUUAAAAUGUCGGUCAUAGUCCAAAUUAUUUUUGUAGUGUCAUUUGUUUUUGAAAUAGGCCAAAUUAUAGGGCCACCCUCUCCCUCAGAGCUUACAGGUGCCACGCCCAAGAUUCUGAGGUGAAGAUAGUCUUUCAUUUAAAAUGUCGGUCAUUUUUCCAAAUGAUUAUUGUAGGUAAUUUUUGUAGUGUCAUUUGUUUUUGAAAUAGGCCAAAUUAUGGGGCUUCUCUCUCCCUCAGAGCUUACAGGCUGCGCACCCAAGAUUCUGAGGUGAUGGUAGUCUCUCUUUUAAAAUGUCGGUCAUUAUCCAAAUUAUUAUUGUAGGUCAUCUUUGUAGUGUCAUUUGUUUUUGACAUAGGCCAAAUUAUGGGGCUACCCUCUCCCUCAGAGCUUACAGGCUGCGCACCCAAGAUUCUGAGGUGAUGGUAGUCUCUCUUUUAAAAUGUCCGUCAUUAUCCAAAUUAUUAUUGUAGGUCAUCUUUGUCGUGUCAUUUGUUUUUGACAUAUGCCAAAUUAUAGGGCUACCCUCUCCCUCAGAGCUUACAGGCGGCGUGCCCAAGAUUCUGAGGUGAUGGUAGUCUUUCUUUUAAAAUGUCGGUCAUAGUCCAAAUUAUUUUUGUAGUGUCAUCUGUUUUUGAAAUAGGCCAAAUUAUAGGGCUACCCUCUCCCUCAGAGCUUACAGGUGCCACGCCCAAGAUUCUGAGGUGAAGAUAGUCUUUCAUUUAAAAUGUCGGUCAUUUAUCCAAAUGAUUAUUGUAGGUAAUUUUUGUAGUGUCAUUUGUUUUUGAAAUAGGCCAAAUUAUAGGGCUACCCUCUCCCUCAGAGCUUACAGGCGCCACGCCCAAGAUUCUGUGGUGAAGAUAGUCUUUCAUUUAAAAUGUCGGUCAUUUAUCCAAAUGAUUAUUGUAGGUAAUUUUUGUAGUGUCAUUUGUUUUUGAAAUAGGCCAAAUUAUAGGGCUACCCUUUUCCUUCAGAGCUUACAGGCGGCAUGCCCAAGAUUCUGAGGUAAUGGUAGUCUUUCUUUUAAAGUGUCGGUCACAGUCCAAAUUUUUUUUGUAGUGUCAUUUGUUUUUGAAAUAGGCCAAAUUAUAGGGCUACCCUCUCCCUCAGAGCUUACAGGCGCCACGCCCAAGAUUCUGAGGUGAAGAUAGUCUUUCAUUUAAAAUGUCGGUCAUUUAUCCAAAUGAUUAUUGUAGGUAAUUUUUGUAGUGUCAUUUGUUUUUGAAAUAGGCCAGAUUAAUUAUGGGGCUACCCUCUCCGUCAGAGCUUACAGGCGGCGCGCCCAAGAUUCUGAGGUGAUGGUAGUCUCUCUUUUAAAAUGUCGGUCAUAAUCCAAAUUAUUUUUGUAGGUUAUUUUUGUAGUGUCAUUUGUUUUUGAAAUAAGCCAAAUUAUGGGGCUUCCCUCUCCCUCAGAGCUUACAGGCGGCGCGCCCAAGAUUCUGAGGUGAUGGUAGUCUCUCUUUCUAAAUGUUGGUCAUUAUCUAAAUUAUUAUUGUAGGUUAUCUUUGUACUGUCAUUUGUUUUGAAAUAGGCCAAAUUAUGGGGCUAUCCUCUAAGACCAUUGCAGGAAAACUGUUUGGUACCAGAAGAGUAAAAUGGUGGCUUUCGGUGCUUUACCUGUCUGAUGCUCGGUAUGUCACUGCGAAACUGCGCAACAGAAUGCGCGAAAAACCCCUCCGGUACUUUUUUUUUUUUUUUUUUUGAUAUCCACCUAAAAGCCUGAGCGAUGUGAUUUAGUAACUUAUUCAUAGUGUUCAGCUUCCGGUUUAUUCAGCUUAUUGCCAGUUGUAGGCAAAGUUCACGCGCACAUUAGAAAUAUAAAUUGCCCACACUGAUCACCAAUUCUACUUGCAAAGUGUUGCUGAUUGAGUUGUGUAAUGUAUUCUAGAGAGUAAAUUUAGUACUAACCUCGCAGACAAUGAUGUAUUGAGACAUUUAUUUGCGUAGUUAGGCCUGCUAUUCAUUGGGCAAGCAUCCCUUUUCUUUUCUUUCGAUAGCCUGUCCAUGCACUAACCUUUGGGUACAGAAACUAGCUGCCUCUCGUUGUACCAAAACUUGGUAGUUUUGGUGUUCAAUAUUUUUAACGGGUGCUCACAAAACACCGGGACUGCAUCGUGCGCCUUUGGCGCUUUGGUACCCUGCGAGCUUUGGUUCAUCGUGUUUUGAAAGAUGGAAAUUUUGAUAUUCCCGCGUAAAAGAAGACUGAUAAAACGUGUCUUUCAUUGACUACAGUAAAACGUCCGGAAAUAAAGGAUGUUUUGAAAGAAACAGGAAAAUUGAUAAAAGUAAAUAUUUGUUUUGAUAAGUGAAAUUAAUGAGAAAUAACCAUAAACUAGUUUUGUUUUUUUGUUUUUUAAAAGCGGUUUGUCCGGUACCAGAUUUGUACAAUUACUUUCAAUCAAACAUGGAUCGGGUUUUGAUAAUGAUGACAGCAUUAUGUUGACAGCUACAAGGCACAUGCUUGCCUAAGCUGCGAGUAUCCCGCCAUGUUUUAAACAAAGGGCUUCUGACCAAGCCGGCAUUCUAAUCCGCCACAAAUAUGUGAAGCACGCGUCUUUCAAAGUCGCCUAGUACUUAAAAUCGGGGCUCUGGCCUGUUAUAUCUCUUUCUAAGAACCACUCAUUUGCUGCUUUGUUAACAUUUUUAAGUUCUGGGUAAAUGCCCUUUGCUCCGCAUGCUUGUCAUAAUAAUCCAUAGUUCAUCUUGAAAUGUGUUUUCUAGGAUUUCCUUUUCAGCGUGGUCGUCGCCACAUGCCACAUAUUCCAUCCUUGGGCUACUCUCACUGUCAUUCCAUUCAUUUCAAACCGUUUGUGUUUUACCCUGACAAACCCAUUCAAGUGCAGAUAACUAUCAAUCAUAUGGAUACCAGUGACAAAUCGUAUGUCCAUGACGCGGCAGUAUCGUGGGUUGAAAAUGUGAAUAACGACGGAUUCACUGCUUGUGUGAUGGCGGCAGGAUAUAACGAACGAAAGUCGUAUGCUAACGUGACAGUUGAUUGGAUGGCGUACCAAGGUGCUCCAGUGGGUGGCGUGGCUGGUGAAGUGCGCAUGUCACAGUGGUGGACUGGUAACACUUGUGCGACUGUCAUGUUUCCUACAGUGAGUGACCUUUGUUGGGUUUUCUUGUCCUUUCCAUUCUUUUCAAGAUCACAUCUUUUGAAACGCCUCACUUCUACUGAGGUCACUCAGUUAAUAACAGAUCGUUUUUAAUAUGCAUCAGAAUUUGGUGCAGCCAUACACUUAUGACCAAUAGUCGAACAAUGUCAUGGUAGUACAAAUGGUGGGGGUAGGGAAUUUUCGAGCCGCAGGAAUUUUUUUUCGUUAUCAAACUCCUUGUAUGAAUUUUUUUUUAGGCCAUAGCAUGAUUAUUUUUUAGGGUUAAUUGACGUGCAUGAAUUUUUUUUCAUUUAAUUUUCCCUUGCGCGAAUAUUUUUUUUUUGUACUUCGCCCGCCAACCCCCUCAUAAGUUUUCUUAUGGUCCGUCCCUAAUUUCCAGCAUAUCGCAAAUGUCAUGGGUUACUUUUUGGCGUUUAUGUUACAAGAAAUGUGCAAAAAUACGAAAUUGAUUCCUGUUCGUUGCUUUCUAAAAGUUAAGAGUUGCCUAACUCGGGUUUAUUUUUCAGGGAAAAUUCUCUGUGAUAUCGUCGGUAUUUGUGACUGCCAAGCAUUACAAUCCAGGAUUAAAACGUGACGCAGCAAGUGUAUGGAUUGAAGAUGUCACACAAUCAUCCUGCAAAGUUUGCUUGAGAGAAUUGCAAAACUACGCUGGAUCACACCAAGACAUUGUUGUUGUAAGUAACGCUAAUCUCAUGGGACGAACAGCUUUUUUGUUUGAAACUAAGUGCCGUAGACUGGUAUCUUUCUCCAUCUCUUAUUUUCUCCUUUUUACGCUUCCAGCAGUCGUUCCAGGUUCUCUUGGUCUUUUUUCUGCAAGUUUUCAUCCGGCUUAACCGCACCUACCCAUGUUAUUUCUUUCUUGUAACCUAAGAUGUCGGUGGCUGUUUUAUAUAAACCUUCUUGAUAGAUUACCACGUAUUUUCGACGCUGACACAACCUUGUGGUAGUUAGGACGUGUGACUUAAAAAGAAUUCGUUCUUUUUAUUGUUAUUUAUUUAUUUAUUUAUUACCUCCUUUAUUUCAGAAUUGGUUAGCGUUUUCAUAUCUUGACGAGCCUCCCUUCUCAGAACACAACUCGAUUUACUUUGCAAAUGAUAAACCUCCCGCUCAGAGUCAUUAUAAUGCCUUCUGCAAGGUCAGUAUUCCAGUCCUUUUUCAGUCUUUUGACUUUCAAUUCCCUUCACAGUGCAGUUAAUUUUAUUGAAUAAAUUUACGGUCACAGAGCAAAAGCAAACGGUUCCCCUAUCAUGUCUCUAGUGAUGGUAGUUGCAUUUAAUCAGUUUAGCAGGCUGUCUGUCAUAUUUCAUUGAGUAUUUAAAAUGAAAAUGAAAUAUAGAUCAUAAAUGUCCUAAUGUGGAGGAAGUCUUUACCUGAAGGAAUGUGGAUCCGGUCGUCUAGAGAUAAAACUUCAAAACCUUUGAGUAUAAAAUGGCCUAAUGAACCAAUCAAAGCCCUCGGUAUUUAUUACUCAUACGGUAUCAAACUUUUGCACUAAAAAAAAUUUAUUGAGAGAUUGGACAGUGUCAAAUAAAAUUAAUCAACAUUUGGUCUUCAAGAGGUCUUUCUAUCUAUGUAAAAGUAACAAUUAUCAAGUCUUUAAUCAUACCAAAAUUUGUUUACAUUUCCUUGCUUCUGUCGGUCUCCAAGAAAAUCGUUAAAGGGUUAAAUCAAAUGAUAUUUAAAUUUUUGUGAAAAGGAACGGAUGAAGUGACAAGACUUUCCACAUUAACGGAAUAUGAAAGCGGUGGUUUAAAAAUGAUCGAUCUGGAAAGUAUGAUUAAAUCUUUACGACUAGCCUGGCUGAAAAGGAUCUUCCAGUGCAGCAAUGGUGCUUGGAGAAGCUUUUUACGGUUUUCUUUGGAACCUUUUGGGGGCCUCUUUUCAUUUCAUUGUAAUUAUAACAUUAAAGAGAUACAUAUUUCCUCUAAUUUCUAUUCGGAGUUACUUCAAUGGUGGUCUGAGUUUCGUAGUGUUUUCGAUAGUAGAAGGGAAUGUCAAUACAUUUUGUGGAAUAACAAAGAGAUACGUGUUGAUAAUAAGCCUGUUUUCUAUAAAAAAAAAAAAAAAAAAACUUUUUGAACUAGAUGUCAUUUUCGUAAAUGAUCUCGUUUGUUUGAAUUAGACACCACAAAUUCUUUUACUAUUAUUUCGAAUAAAAUUAGCAAGAUUAACUACCUAAUUUAGGCAGGACUUCGUCAUCCUGUUCCAAAACAUUUAAAGAAUAGCAAUUGUCUUCGCUCAGAAAUAAGCUUAAUAUUGACAAUUGAUAACAAAAAAUUUGAUAUAUUAGAAAAGAAAUCUAAAGAUUACUACAUGCUAAUUAAAAGAAUAAUUGCCCAGUGUCCAAAAAACUCCAAACACUUGUGUCAAGAUUUCAAUCUAACCCAAGACCAGCUGAAAAAAGUAUUCCUUCUUCCACAUGAGGUAGCGUUUGAACCUUAUCUAAAAGGUUUUCAAUACAAAGUCCUUAAUUCAAUUUUAUUUACCAAUCAAAAGUUAUGCGAAAUAGGUUAUAUUCAAGAUGAUAAAUGUUCACUAUUCAAAACGGAUUCGGAAUCCCUUUACCACAUCUUUUUCGAAUGCAGACACACCAAGCAGUUUUGGAAGGAAUUUCAAUAUUACUAUUACACAUUGACGAGAGUAUUCGUCUGUCUGACCUUACAAGACGUUAUUACAAGAAUAUUAUAUACAAAUUGCCCUUUACUGAAUUAUUUGAUAUAUUUGAUACUGAUCGCUAAACUAUACUUAUGGGAUUGUAGAAGUAAUCAAACUCUUCCAGUCAUAACUGCCUUUUCAUCCAAGGUUAAAAUUAAGUAUGAAACAGAAAAGUAUAUAUGUGUUAAAACUAAUAAUAUGGACAAAUUUCAUAAGAAGUGGGCUCUGCCUUUGGACUCUGUACCCUAGUGUCGUUUGUACUUAGAACGUAUUUUUCUUUUUUUUUGUAUAAUUACUUUUAAUUAUCGUUAAAGUUCAUAGUGUAAUGUAAUGUAAUGUAUUUGCAAUUUAUUGUAACGUAAUAUCAUGUAAUGUCAUGUAACGUUAGUAUUGUAACGCUGUGGAGUAUUUAAUAAAAGUUUGAAAAGUUAAAAAAAAAAAAUCUUUACCUUUUUAUAAAUGUCAGAGACUGGAUUUUUACAAUUAUGUAAUUUCUUUUCACAGGACGCUACUUUUACUAAAGUUUAUAACUCAACUCCACAUGUGUUUGUUUCCGCCAAUCAUUCCACCAAAAAUGGAAGUCAGAGUCCAAUUCAUAACAGCAUAGCUGAGUGGGUAGAGGUAUGUUUUAUUUCUUUAUUUACUUGUUUAUUUUUUCCUUUUUUAUGAAUUUCUGUAACAUACCACUUGCAACCACAGUUACAUGUGGUGUGUGCAUGUUUAAAAACCUUAUGAAGAUACGAAUGACUAUAAUAAACACUCUCUCUCUCUCUCUCUCGUCCUGUUGAGCAUAACAGCUUAUAAAAUAUAUACCAAACGUGCGAAAAACAGCACAAAAGUUAAAUUUUAUCCGUUUAACUAACGAUGAGGCCGGGGGGAACUUCGGUUAAUGUUUGCUGGUAUGUGCCGCUGGCCUCUCAGAGUCCCUACCCCGUUACAGUCUAUUGUUUGGCCAAUUAUAUACCCCAUCUUAGUCACUUUUUGGAAAAUGUAAUUUUCGCGAUGCCAAUGUCCAUUUAUGCAUCUACCUUAUCAAUGUGGUUUCAAGCGGCGGAAUGUAAUGCGGUCAAUGCGAGCUUAUUGUUAAAUUUAACAAACAACAACGUUCUAAUUUUUUAACCGAGGAUCCUCUCAUUAGCCAAAAAAUCCGUAAAUUUUCGACCCCAUUCAAGUAAAUCUAUUAAAAAUGCGACCCCAUCCAGCGGAUCAUCCCUAUUAGUCUCUUGUUAGGGGGUAAACCCCCCCGGGGGAUCAGGCAUAACCCUAGUAAAAUAGCCAUGAAUAUUAUGGAAAGUUGUUAAACCUGUGUUUAAAAAAAGCUGUGUAGCUGUAUAGAGGAAGGUAAGCCUCUGUUUUGUUUUUCCGGCAAACAAAUGUUGUCAACCAAAAGCAAUGAGAAACUAAAAUUGAUGUUAAGCAAGAGAGAAUGAGCUAAGAGAGCGAAUCCCUGUGCCCCAUGAUGAUUAUUUGAAAUCUAUUGAAAGUUCGCACGCGUGCGAUGAAGGUUAUUUUUAUCUGCUGUUUCCGUGACGCGCGCGGUCUACUUUCCCGUGAACGCGACAUAUUUCGCCGCCAAACAUUUGAAGUUUGGCAGCAGUUAUAGCAAUUAUCGCAUGAGAGGUUUAAGUUGUUGACAUGUAAUAACGCGCACCUAAUUGUCCAUUAGCUCUUUCCUCUUCCCUAUGAAGCCCUGUCAUGCAAACUUGUUGAACAUGGUUGAACACUUCUUAACAUGCGUCAAACUGAGAAAUAUGGAAAAGGGUUCUAGUCAAGACCUACAUGAACUAUUCUAUAGUUUUUUCUACUAGCAAGGGAGAAAAAACGCGGUCAGCCUUCCGUUUGAACUACUGAGUGAGCUGAUAAACAUCGAUUUCUUGCAGUACAUCAACAAGACAGGCUUUCGUGCUUGUGUCAAAGAAUUAUAUGAAGCAAAGUAUGACCCAGUGUUAGUAACGUACACAGUCUUGUCAGGUAAGAGCCCUACUGCUACAAAACUAAUAAACUUCAUUGCUUACUAACUCUCUGAAUAACUUAUAAGGAAUACGAGCAAUGCACAAAAAGAAUGUGCGGAAACUGAAGCAAGUCAAAAAAAUUGCAUUCAGGUGAUGAUGAAAAACAACGUUCAUCCCUUCUUCCAAAUACAUAUAAAUGUGUAUAAUGGAGUGCUUUAUAAUACUUGCAGUUGUUCUUGUGUUAUGUAUCACCUUCAUUGUGUCCUGAACAAAAAGCUUCUGCUUUCCCAUUUCCUUUUGUAAUCGCCAAAAAAAAAAUAACCAAAAUGUUCGAAGUACAUAAAGGGACGGACCAUUAGAAAACUUAUUGGGGGGGCGAAGUACAAAGAAAAUAUUCGCGCAAGGGAAAGUUAAAUGAAAAAAAAAACAUGCACGCCAAUUAACCCUAAAAAAAUAUUAAUGCUACAGCCUGAAAAAUCCAUUAUACAAGGAAUUUGAUAACGAAAAAAAAGUUCUGCGGCUCAAAAAUUCCCCACUCCCCACAACUUUUCUAAUGGUCCGUCCCCAACUGCACCUAAAAGCUAUACAUUUUAAGCAAUAUCAUUUUGCAGUUCACUAAUUCCUACUUUGUAUACGCGCAGACAUCUGUCCAUCUGGAUGGGAUUACUUCAAUGGAUACUGCUAUUUAACAAGCACUGUAUGCGCACCUUGGGUGACUGCUCUGUCCAACUGUUCAGCAAUGAACUCACAUCUGGUAACAGUGCACAACCAAGAAGAAAAUGCCUACAUUCAGCACCGUCAUAAUGGAGAGCGAUCAUGGAUUGGACUUAAUGACCGAAGCGUUGAGGGAUCAUUUGUCUGGACAAACAAGGAAAUAACCAGUUUUUGGUUCUGGGCUCCGCACCAACCAAACAACAGGAAAAAGGAAGACUGUGUUCAUACUCUGGGUGCCAAUAAUGGCUAUACUUGGAACGAUGUGUCCUGCGAUAACUGCUAUAACUAUACUUGUGUUCAAGGUAAAAGCGGUCAUUAGGUCCAUUUACAAAAUGCAACUUACAUAAAACGGUUCUGCUUUCUCCUUGAAGUUGUCACCUGAAUUAAACUGAUGUAGCGGGUUGUUAUUCACUGCAACACUGAUACUUUUUGGUAGGAAAGGUGGUAAUGUCACCAAAACAAUAAUAACAUAAAAAACCAUUAAGCGCGCAUUACUGUACUGCCUCUUUUCAUUUCAUGUUUCCAACUUGAGACUCUGAUACCCAUUCACUGGAGAAGUAGAUUUUUAAAAGGAGGCAUGGUAGGCCGUUUUUUUAGAUAGUCUUUGAGCUGUUCAGUUGUGGGGUGAAAAUACUAGGUCGAGUGUUUGAUAUAGCCUGUCAAAUGUUUCUUGAAGAAAUGUAGGACGUAGUUAAUAGAACAGACAGGUUAUGAAACCCGGCAAACAACGCUACUGAAGUUUAAGCUUGGAGCUCCCGGAUGGUGUACAAUCUUUUCUUUUUUUGUUGUUCACAAAAUAACUGUAACUGAAUAUAUUAGUUAAUGCCACGUUUUGGUGAGAAAAACCAAAGGAAGUUGAUUGACCACUCCAACAUUACUGUAGAACGGCAUCUCAAUCAUAAUGGCCUUCAUUUAAAUAAAAUUAGGAACCUCUCAACUUGCUCGUAAUUUUUAAAAAUUUAUUAAGCAUGAGGAUUAGGAUACUGCCGUUUACGAGCCUGAAAGACAAGUGCUGAAGGAUAAUAAGUGUCAUGUUACCACAAGGGGUAAGUCUUAUAAUAUUGGUAACAACUCCUUCGGCCGAGGCUUGGUGAUGGCGUCUCUUAACAUAAAUAGCUUGUUAGCGCAUAUUGACCAGCUUCGAGAAGUUAUGUCUAACUCUGAAAUUGAUAUACUCUCUAUCAGUGAAACGAAAUUAUACUUACCCGGUUUUGAAAUAACAAGGAAAGAAAAAGUUGAACGGGUGCAAUGGAGGUGGUGUUUGUAAGUGUGUGCUGUGAAGACUUAAGCACGGAAAAUCUUGAAUGUUUUAAGUUCUAGAAUUUUUUAGAUUUCUAUUUUUUUCUUCAAGAGUAUUCAUGAGUUCAAGUUGAGAAUAUAGUAAUCUCGGUAAAUAUUCAUAUAGAACGUUAUAACUGACUAUAGAACAAGAUGACUGAAUGAAGCGUAAUUUCUUCCAGAAAUUGACGAAUGCACAACUAACUAUCACAGAUGUGAUGUGAAUGCUGCUUGCCAGAAUACCGUGGGCUCAUACAAAUGUACUUGCAAAGCUGGAUACUCUGGAAAUGGCCGCAAAUGCGUUGGUGAGUACUGAAGUUUGCUUUAAACAUCUUCUGUCGUAAUUUUUCUCUGUGUCAAGUUUAUAUAUAGACUAAAUAAGGAUGUUGUUUGUUAAUAAAAAAGUAGUUUCCGUGUCUUUAGUAUCUUUUUAAGGACAUCAUACCGUAUUUACAAAUACAUUAAUUUAGGUACAUGAAAAGUUCGGCAUCUUAAUCAAUUGGGCCCGGUUCAGACACCGCACCAGUCAUGUCCCGAACCUAACUGAUAAAUUAAGUACGGCAAAAGAGCGGCGUUUAAAUCAAUUUGGUAUGGCCGUUUUAAUUAGGUGCGGUAGAAACGUCUGAAGAUCAACAGAGUCUGUCGCAUUAUUCGACAUUGCAGCGGCAUGUGAUUCAUACGGCGUUCCUCUUAAGUGCCGAACCUAAUGCAUCAGGGGCACCGAACGAGAAUAUAGUUCAAAACCACUUAAACAUAGCAUUGUUAAACGUAAUUUAGUAUUUAAACUGUAGAUAUACGCAUAUUUUUAUCCCUUAAAAAGUUCUCAUCUGUUCGGAUUUCCUAGCUGAAAGUCUAGUGAUCCGAAAAUUAUACGGAUCAAAACCUUUUCGAAAAUAUCACCCAGAAAAAGGGCUCCCGAAAAUUCUAGGUGACAUUUUUAGGGUAAAAAUCCGUUAAAAAUGGGCAAUUAUACCACUUUUUAGAUGUUCGAAAAUCCUAGGAGAGGCAGGCAAGCGAGAAAUUGUACAACAAAUGUUCCGAAAAUCGUCUUCCGAACAGAUAUUUUCCGAAAGUUAAGAAAUGGUAAACGUGCAGCGUGCAACCAUGGAGUUAUGGAUGCACGCGGGAGGUUGCUAAGCACGAAAGAAGCAUAUCGCCUCGUGCGACUCUAGCUUCUUGAGUGCUUAGCAAGCCUCCCAAGUGCAUCCAUGAUUCCAUGGUUGCACAGCUGCAACGUUUACCAUUUCUUUUAUAACAUAAUCAAAGGAGAAAAACAUUAUUUUCCAUUUGCCUUCGGCUGAGUCAUCGGUACGAGUUCAUGUAUGCUGCCAUCUGCCCGCGCGUAAACAAAUCAUGUUCAAUGUUUUUCAUAAACUUGCCUUUGAGUUUUUCUUCCGCUGAAUCAAUCGUUCUCCGUCUUCAGGUAAAUUGCAAAACGUUUUUCGUUGUUAUUCUGAAUGGCAUCUUUCUACUUGCUCUUAAUAUUAGGGUAAAAACUUUGAGGGAACACUAAAGCUGCAAAUAUAAACACCACUGAACUAAAAAGACUUUAAAAAAUAAGCUAAAACUAAAUAAAUGAAAUAAUUAUCAAGCUUAUUUGUGUGACAAUUUUUGAAAUAAACGUAAAGUAGAAAUGAGAAAAUUUGACUGUAAUUCCUUUAGAAUAACAGGUAAAACUAAUUUUAAAAAGAAAUUAACUAGCUUUGUAUCGAAAUCUGUCUAGGGAAAUCCAGCUAUGAAAGUUAAAGUUGCAACUGAAAUUCGCCGACACACAGCCGGCGCUGAAGCUGUUGUUUUUCGACCGUUCUCUGAACGACUGUUAUGAAUGAACACUGAGGAACAAAAUAAUACACACAGAAGUUAUUUUUUGAAAUUUAUUUGAAAACCCAAAUGUUUCUGUACUCAAAUGACAUUCACUUAUUCCAGCGUAAUGUGCCCGUUUAAACUCAACUAAAAUUUUUAAUCGAUGCGAUGAACUUCACAACAAAGCUGUCUCGAAUUUGAGCGUGUUUCCUAAAAUAUUUGCUUGAAUUUAGCAUCAGCUUGACCAAAAAGUCAAUAACACAAUGCUAAUUGAUAAAUUUGCAUUUCGAACAGACUUUCUCUUCUUUAAAAAAGACACACAAUGAAAUGUACCUUAAAUCUUCGCUCGCUCGAUUUUCCUUCAGCCGAUUCUACCCGCGAGGAAAACAGUGAUUAAUUCAUCCAGGGCAAAUUUGUCGCUUGAUCUUUUGUCUUUUUUCCUUCAAAACGUCAGCUUAGUAUUUUCUUCAACUUCCACUUUUCAUCUGUGCAUUUUAUCGGUGUAUUUUACCGUCAGGAGAGGAGAUUUGUUGAAUUUACCUAAAUUUUACCGCGCUAGCUCAGUUUCUUGGCGUACACCCACGGGCAAAUGGUAGUGGCUGACUAACCAAUCAAAGCGCGCGAUUUACUUUUGUUAUGUUAUAAUUGACGUUCAGGGUGGAAAAAAGUAAUGAGCAUGGGUGAACUUUUUUGCCCAGAUCCCCUGGCCGGGUUUGAAAAAAUGGCGGGAUUUCAAAUAUUUUAUUUUCUAAAAAUAAAAUGUUUCCACUCAUAACCUGGAAAGAACGGGCAAUUUGUCUUCAAAAGUUGCAAGCUGUGGUUAUAACCUUGUCGUUACUUAAUUUUCUCGAAGAAUUCCUCAUAGGAAAACGGACUUAAACGACAUUAAUUUCCUUGCGUUGUAAGGGAAGUGUGCAUGCGUAGGUCCGAGUUUUUUCAAGAUGCAUUCACAAAAUGUGCUCAUAUAAGGAAGUUCCUGGAUAUAUAAGGUCCGGAGCUCCACUGUGGACACAAAAACAACAUAUCUUUGGACAGUGAUUUGCCCAAAAAAAUUAACACUUGCCCACGAUGUGUUUGAAGUCACUGAACUUUGUCGCACUCGAGCUGAUAUUUUAAAACCGUCGCUCGAUCGGACACUCGUAGUUUCGCAGAUCACUAAAAUAUAAACAAAAUCCUCAAUGUAGAAGUUAUUGUGUUGAUAUGUGGGCAGAAGAAAGGUCAAUCUUAAUCUAGUAAAAUCUUCCCAAAAAUCGGUUUCAAAGCAACUAUAUAGUUCUUUAACUUGCUCGUUUCGCGCAGAUAUAUAAAUUUUGCUUUGUGUUGUCAAGUUGAACACGCAUAACAUCUGUCAGAAACCUACGCGUAAGUAGGAUUUCGUUGGAACAAAGUUAAAGCUACAUUAUUUCAAAAACUUCUUGCUGACAAUGAACAAAUGAAUUUUCUGUAAGAAAACAACCUACCUAAAGAUCUUAAAAGCAAAGGAUCAGUUGCAACUUGGCAGCCAGGCCAUGAUUCACCAUUUAGCUAUUUUCAAUAAGCUUAACUGGUCCAUGCGAGGGUCUUCGUGUAAGCAAAUUAAACUCAGCCGAUCAUUAGAAAGUACAGAAAAUUGCACAUAAGGGUUUGUUUUGCUCGCCUCAGUCAAAUCCAGCUGCAGCAAUUGUUUACGGAAAAAGAGUCAAUUGUUUUGAAGUCACUGCCAGCAGUUGUCGUUCUCUACUUCUCAGCGAACUCGAGUGAAAAGGACAAUUUGCGUACAGAAAGUUAUUCUUAUAAAGAACAGAAACUUUCACAGUGCACUGGAAAACAAAACUAUGUAAUGAAAAAUGAAAAAAACUCUGACUAUUAUUACUUGAGCAACAGAAAAAUGAUCUUGAGUAAGCUUGCUAGCCUUCUAUUUCCGAAAAAGUUUAAUAAGCGCACAAGUUUGUUCACUCUGAUGCGUUAUAUUACAGCAAUAUGGUUCUUUGACUGAAGACAAAGAUAAAGCUGGUUCUGCAAAGGUAAUAAAUCUGGGCAUGUAAAAAAAGUAACCGCAACUACUAAUGACAGAAUACCAGCGGGUUUUUAUUCAACCCGGCUAAGUCAACUCAUAAAUUAAUCGGUUGCACAAUCAGGAAAAAUACUCGCCUCUUUAGAAAUGUUCAAAACCUUUUAUUCCACCUAAGACUGACGGAAUGAUCCGUUUUUCCUUUAACAUUGGUUGUUCUGAAUCCAAAGUAAUUUUCAAGCGACGAAAAAAACAGCAAACAUGUCAAAUAAAAAAGGUUUUACAGGGAGCAAACGCUCGCACCUCGUGCAUUUUUUAACUCAACUCCAGCAGCAAACAAGCACAGUCAGCGCAGUCAACACACAGAAAGUUCCCGCCUUGAGCCUGCGAUAGGCGAUGCGCAGAAGCUUGCGCAGAACGUUUUUCCGCCCUGAAUAAUUGGCGUUGGGUGCCCCUGAGGCAUACAUGCAUACAUUGAAUUUAUAAUUUUUUGCCCCCGCAGGGAUUUCGCCCAGGGGCGAAAUCCCGAGGAGGCACCCUAGUAACUCGCGCGUAUAUUAAGGACAGUACUUACAGUUCAAAUAUACAGUCAGUAUACUAGAAAAAAUCUCGAUUUGCUCGAACUGGGACCGCGAGGAAUCGGUAGGUAAUGAUGACCUUUCUAUUGUUUGCGCCCGCUAGUACGAAAUGGUUAGGAUGACGUAAAGACAGAAAAUCCCGAAGGGACCGCUCAGGUAGAUUUUGUGACAUUUAUUGUGCAUUCAUACUUCGAUACUCUUUUGCGUUACGCAGUGACAUUCUGUGGAGCAGUUGUUUUGAAAGUUAUGGACCAAAAGACACUCAUUAAGUGCAGGGGAGGUUAUAGGGUGCGUUUAAGUGUGUAGAUAUAUAAACAAUUUUUCCAGACACGAGUUCACAAAUCUUUGAUUUAUAUUGGAAACCUUGCCAGACACUCUUUCUCUCUCUUUGACCGGAAUAAGACUCAGCCCCAAACGAGUAAGACGAAUGAACAACGGCUAGCUUAUCACUAGCAGAUUGAUGGACAUUUACAGAAAUUCGCCGACAAUCAAAUUCUGUGCUGACUUGUUCCCUGCUCACAGAUGUCCAUCCAUUAUAAAGUUUCAAAUAAGACUAGAAUGCGCUAGAGUGAAUCGAUCAAACGUCCUUUUAAUUUCUAAGGCUUACUUUCCGGCAAAUAAAAUGAACUGAUUGUAAAAAGGGAAAGAGAAAGCGAAAAAUUCAACUUCUAAUUAAAUCUUUUCUUAUGGUUUAGAAUAAACUAUUCUCGAAACUGAGAAUGUUUUGAUCAAAGCUGUGUAAGUCGAGCUGAAACUGUGCAUGGAACGUUGCGUUUCCUGUAUUAAUUUAUCUCACCUAUUGUAUGGAAUAUGUGUGAAAAUCUUCAUUAUGAAUCGGUAUAUUUCAAAGAGCUACACAACCAGCAAGAAUACUAUUGAUCGACAAUAUACAGAGCGGGGGCAGCUGUAGUGUCAACUAUUACUAGUCCUACAAUACCGCUCGUUUUUACGUAGUUGCCAUGCCCAGAACACUAAAUUGAGAAAAAAGGCGGGUGAAAAAGAACAAUCUUGCUCCUCUUGCUUUAAGAGUGCAAAAUAUACUUGUUUACGGUGCCAGGGAUACUUCUGUGUCCUUUGUUCUGUCUUCGAGAAUGAUGAAAGGUCAAACUGUCAAGCGGCUGGAAAGCAGGCAGUUCAGUCGCAUAUUGUGAGCCAUGUUUCCGAGAAGUUAUGGAGGAGCAAGAAAAGAUCGAAUGUAAUGAUUCAAAUGAAUUUGGCAAAAAAAGAGAUCUACAGAAGCAAGAAGAAUGGUGUUCUACAAAGUGGAAAUCAAUUAUGGCGUGAAAAUAUGGUAUCUAACCCAGGCUUUUCUCUUUCUCCAUACAUGAAAUAAAGAUCAGGAUCGACACACGGUACGCCGUGUGAAUCAGUUGCCGCGUCAACGUCGCUCCAAAGUCGGACCUAAUUCAACUAGGUUCUGCACGUAAUUAGUGGAGCGGCUUCUGAACCGAGCCUUAGGAACGCCUAUUUCAAUUUGGAACUGUUCAGCCGUUUUUCCCGCUUAGCUCGGCCAGGAAUUUCGACUUUGGAGCGACUUUAAUUCAGACACCGAACUUUUCGUGUGCCGAACCUAAUGCAUAAAUUAUUAUAACGUAUGUUACAAGCAGUUUGAAGGAAAUGAGCAUUUUUCUCCUUUUUAAUUUAGUUGGCUGGAAUUAAGCGCGGCAUCUGAAUCAAUUCAGCCUGUCUAAAUAAUGUUGGUCGGCCUCAAUUCGAAUUAACGGGGCCUAACGCAUUCAUCUUUUUCAUUUUUCAGCAGUUUUAGAAAACUGCCAUAUUCGUAUCAGUCAUCGCUUUCCUUUGUAACGUAGAGUGAAAAGAAAAUGACAAUAAAGAAAGAAACGCAAUUUAAUUUAUGUUUCCCUCUUUUUUUCAAAUAAAGACGAGUGCAAAAGUAAUACCCAUAACUGUGACAGAAAUCUGCUGUGUAAAAACACUAAGGGGUCUUUCAUCUGCACCUGUAAACCUGGUUACAAAAGAGAUGGCAAGAAGUGUAAACGUAAAUAUUUCAGUACCAAGAUCUUCGCAUUCGCUGCAUUUCAGUAAUAAUUGAUUAGUCAAACACAUUAAAUUGAGUCUUAGCUAUGAACUGGAACUAGCCUGCAGUACAAUUAAGCUUAAGCGGGGGGAUUCUGUUCACAGGCAAAUAGUCAUAUAAUAUUUCUUCAUUAGCCGGUAAUUAAUUAACAGGAAUCACUUCUCGUCUGAAUGUAUGAAGCAACACUCGAGGUCCUCUCCUGGAAACCAUAGCAUGUAUAUUGUCGCCAUUAUUUGCUUUGAAAGAGAUUGCAAGUUUCAUUGAUUAACAGAGCUCUGCAAAGCUCUUCUCUUUUGUUUUCAGUAUUCGAAUUGUUAAGGUUAUUGACCCUUGCGGUAUCCUUGGCCAUUUAUAAUAUAUUUCUAAUUAUCAAACAUGUUUUGCUUUCUUCAUUCAAAGCUUACAGGAACAUUACAUUAGGAUACUGUCUUCAAGCGAGGCGUGAAGUGGAUCAUUAAAUUGUUGAUGCCUAUUUUGUUGUAGCGACACGAUCCUGCAAAGAAAUCAAGGACUUAGGUAUCCCCAAUGGCGACGGGGAGUACUGGAUUGACCCUGGAAGGACUAAAAGUCCUUUAAAGGCAUAUUGUGACAUGACAACUGACGGAGGUAAGGUUUGACUCGAAGAUGACACCUUCUUGGGGCUGGUACGUUGAUCAGUAAUACCCUGCGUUCCACAAAGGAUCCAAAUUGCGCUAGAAUGUUUUCUUAUUCGGCCCCCUUUUUAUCUCUGGUAAGGCACUGUAAAGCUGAUUCACUUACGAAGAUUCGAGGGAGAACUAUUCCUUGAGGUUAUUCUGAUUUCGCAGUCACCUGAAAACAGACCUAGAAUCAGGUCCGCUCGCUGACGCCAUGCUACAAUCUACAAGGUCUCAAGAACAGAAAUUACCCAUUAAACGGCCUCUCCUUUCGAAGAUUGCAUGCAUUUCAUUAAAACAGGUACAUAUAAAAAGAAUAUUGUUAGUUUCUCCCAUUUAGCGAGCUCAAAUCGACGCAUAAAACUAAGGUGACGUGCACGUGUCAAUUGACCCUGGGAUCAAUUAGCAGUUGUUUGGGGAAAAAUAACCUCAAAAUAAUCAAUCUAUUUCACAAGCGUUCGCAAGAACACCAGACUAACUUUCAGAUAAUGUUGAAGUACUAUAUCUCAUUGGGUAGUAACCCGGAUUUGGGGUGAUUUGGAGAAUUCCCCCAUAUAGAAAAUUCGAUUUUGGUUUUAGCGUUAAAUUGUUGUAUUUAUAAGCAUUAUGCAGAUUAGGUUUCAAAAUUGUGCUCGUUUGUCGAUAUUUUAUUCUCUAAAUCUAAAAAAUGUGCCGUUUAGAAAUUGUUAGAUAUUUGUUUUUUGAGAUUAAAGUGGAAGAUUGCCAAUAUAUUCGCUCGUUUAUGAAAGUCAGCUCAUUUCUGUCGGUGGGCUGUAUUCCCGUGUUCGGCGGCUAAUUUUAGGCCCGCAGACCGUUGAAAUCGAAAAUCUCAAAUAAUUCCCAAACUCGGUAGCCUGCGUGCAGACGAUAACUAAACUCUGAUUAGGAGUUAACCGGAGUUUAAUUUCGUCUGCGCGCAGGUUACAAACUCGGCCGCACUUUGAAAUUUAAACCUCAGCAGUGUUAUAAACUCAUUAAAACCUUAUUACAGACUGAAAAUGAGGGUAGGUUAGGUUUUGAGCUGUGGCCACGGCUUGCUCGGUUUUUCUGUACAUUCGCUCUUAAUUAGGUAAAAACCUCUAUUUUCGUUUUUCCUCAUUUUCUCGAAAACUAUAGAUUCUUGAAAGUUAAAAAUAUUUUUUCGAAGAUAGUUCCCCAAAGGGGUUUUUCUGACAAAUUAUCACACAAAAUUCACAUCGAUAAUUUAGUCCUUACUUGCAAAACUAGGCUUUGUAUGACAAUUAGCAAUUAUUGGAUGAGGUUGAGUAUCAUCUGAUAAUUAUGCAGGCCGAGAAGGGUUCGGCUUCGGCGAAUAACACCCCAGUGAGAGUAUCCGGUUAAUGACUUUUAUAGUACAGGCUAUCGCCAGAAACUAUGGACAGCAGCAGAGACGCCUGAGUACGAGUUAGCUCAGUUGUUUUGCGUAUUGCCAGAGAAUUUUACUGGUUUUGUCAAGAAAAAAAAAAAUACUCGAUCUACGACUUAAAAACAUAGCAAAAACAGCAAAAAUACAACUCGACGGAUAGUAUCUGCUAAUUGAAGAAUAACUGUAAGAAUAAGCAUACCGUUAUAUCCUGAAUUUGCCGAGGAACAAAUUCACGCGAGAGCCAUUAGUUUAUCAGUUUUUCUUGUAACUGUCAAGUGUUACCAUGGAGAAGUUGUUUGAAUGAAUAAUAAUAUGCGCUUUUUGCGCCAAGCCUCCUUUUAGUGUCAACUUGAGACUAGCACCCUCUUAGCGAGUCACAAAUUUCUUAGUCCAGGGUUCUUACUUCUGUACAAUACCGCAAACGAGCCCCAUUAACAACCGCAAGUGAUCCCGUGAAAAGUAGAGGAAUGGAGUGGAUUUUAGACAUAGAUGGUGAAUGUGCUGAGAAUCUGCACAUCGCCUCGAACAAUGAAAUGAAUAAAACUAUAAAUAAUCAAACUGUUUCUUUUGGUAUUUUUUUUCUCCUUUUUUAGUCAAGAUGUUACGUUGCUUUGAAAUUUUAAGACAGGAAGGACGUUAAGAAGGAAACUUGUCUUUCAUUUUAACGCCUAGGAAUAGGGAAAUAUGACCACUUUAUUUAUCACUGUGUAGAGGUUUUCGGUUUAUUUCGAAAGACACUUUGCAUCUACAGCUCAUGAAAAUGUCUCGUCUGGUGGUAACGACCCUGUCGUUGCAAACCUGUGUAUUCAUUUCUAGUGUCUUUGCUACUGGAGAGCGCCCCUGGAGAGCGCCCCUAAAAACGCCUGCGUGGGAGGCUACUGGAGACAAAGACAGUUACAAAGAUACGAAAUCAAGGGAAGAGAAACAAAGGAACGAUUAAAUGGAAUUCUCCUAAUGGGGUUGUACUAGCCGGUGAGCUUUUAUCUGGGGUCGUUUUCAGAGACUUUCGCCGUUACAAGAGGAUCGUUUACGGUCGGAAUCAGUUGCGGUACUGUAAAGUUCGCCUGAGUUAUAUUUAACAAUGAUUAGGCCCACGCUGAGUUUCCGCCGUGUGAAUUAUUUUUGAACUAAACAUUACUGCUUCUUUUGGCCCACAUGACUGAUAAACCAAUGAUAAACAUUUAUCGAAUUUCAGGGGGAUGGCUUCUUGUAUCCAACGUUGUUUCGCACGGUUCUUCAACGACUCAGUUGCCAGUUAAGACAUCGUACCGCGGAGUAAGCAGCAAAGAGAUGUUACUCACAAAGAGUGCCAUGAAGGAGCUGAGAAAGCACUUGCAUUUCACUCAGAUAAGAUUUUACUGCAAGAAAGGAGGAGGUCGUACAUUUCACAUCACCACAGCUGCUAACAGCAAAGGUGAAGCUGCUGUAAAAUACUUCAGUGGUGAGACAGAUGUGAUGCCUGGCUCUUGUGGCUCGUUUGUGAUCAUGAGCAAUGAUAACUCGCGGUUAUCAAGAGCCUGCAAAGAUUGGGGUUACGAAAACGGUUCUAGCAAAAUAGGCAAAUGGGGGGCACAGAGCGUUCAGACGAGAUUAUACGACCACACUGCUUUUGUAUGGGCAGCUUACCACUGGCUUCUUGAACCGUCUGGCAGAUGGGAAUGCGACGAUUAUAAUGUGGGAGUGUCACGUGGCGAUUUUUGGAAAAUCUUCGUGCGAUAG